Molecule: messenger RNA, 1566 nt
Organism: Hydra vulgaris (swiftwater hydra)
Lineage: Eukaryota; Metazoa; Cnidaria; Hydrozoa; Anthoathecata; Hydridae
Source: RefSeq, a predicted model, not a curated record
AUGGAUAUUGGCGUCUCUACUGAAAGACGUACUCUUGAUAUAAAUUUUAUUGCCUCACAGUUAGGUACUGAUUGUUGUAAAGGUCAUCUUGCUCUUCAUCCAUUUAGCGGGAACAAUUAUACAAGUGCAUUUUACGGGAUCGUGGAGGCAAAUCUCAAUAUUCCAAAACCUAAUGAAUAUGGAUGGCGAGAAAUUGGCAAUCAACUUGAGGUUAAAUUGAUGCACAUUAGACCUGCUCCUGAAGAUGUUUUGCAGUUAAUUCCUAUUCGUGUAAAAAGUCAAAAUGUGAAACACGGGUUGAUUGCAUGGAUUGGCUUGUACGCAACUGUUCAGAUGGAACGACAUAAAUUUUACGAUCCCGAGUUGAUGUCACAGGACGAUGUUUUUAAUUUACUAGAUUCAAUAGAUGCAGGUGAAUUAGAUACUUUUAUUGAAGAUAAUUUCCUUUCGGAUGAUAACCCUGAUUUUGUUCAUAAAGCUCAUCAUUUCAAUAUGGAAAAUAUCUUAGAUAAUGACGCCGAUGAAACAAAUGAAAUGAAGAAUUACCGGCGCUUCUUGGAAGAUAAAUUAUAUCAGGAAAUUGUAAAUACAACUAAUCUUUAUGCUCGCCAAAUGAAUAUUUCAACAAAAUUUGUAGCUACGCCGGCAGAAAUACAAAAAUGUGUCGGAAUUUUGUUUUAUAUGUCCAUAUACAGAUACCCAAAUACUCGAGAAUAUUGUGGAGAAAAUUCGUUUGAACCAUCGGUACCAAUGUCUCAACGCCUGUGUGUAGACGAACAGAUGUGUUCCACAAAAAUGGUUUCGCAUAUUCGGCAAUAUAUGCCCUCAAAACCACAUAAAUGGGGCAUGAAACUGUUCGUGUUGUGCGACACCUAUGGGUUUUCAUACGGAUUUGAGUUAUAUUCUGGAGCAAGUGACAAUAAAAUUCCAAAUGGAGCACCGGAUUUAGGUGCAGCAGUCAAUGCAGUUUCAAGAUUAUCGCAAAUAAUCCCUGAUCACAUGAAUCACAUUGUAUAUUUUGAUAAUUAUUAUUCGACUUUGCCAUUGAUGAUAUAUCUGGUCUUGUUAUGGAGUAGACUUGUCGACUACACUGGGAAAGACAACAAAGGUGUUCGUUUGGCCUCAACAUACGUAGGAGUAUUACCAUUUAAAAAUGAAAGUAAUAACACCCUGAAGACAUCAAGAUAUGAUCGUGCUCAAAAGAAGAGAAUAGAAAUUGAUUGCCCAAAUAUCAUCCGCGAAUACAAUGCACACAUGGGCGGUGUCGACCUAAUGGACGGUCUUUUGGGUCGAUAUCAUAUUCGCAUGAAAACAGUAAAGUGGACUAGUCGUUUCUUUUAUCAUAAGUUGGACUUGGCCAUGAUAAAUGCAUAUUUAUUACAUAAGAGGAUAAACAGACAAAAUAAAGCAUGCAAUAUACAACUCCCACAAUUUAGAAAAGAAGUGGCUGUAAUGCUUUGCAGAUUUCAAACAGAUGAACCGCAAAAGAGAUCUGUUGGAAGACCGCGAUCAACAAAUGCAGAAGAAGAUCCCGCCCCUAAACGACUGGGCAAGAGGACAUAUUAA